Messenger RNA from Ostrea edulis (European flat oyster), 3223 nucleotides. RefSeq lists its product as uncharacterized. The record is from RefSeq and is a predicted model, not a curated record. The transcript has 6 exons. NCBI's taxonomy places the organism in Eukaryota, Metazoa, Mollusca, Bivalvia, Ostreida, Ostreidae. The coding region runs from base 2501 to 3139 and encodes 212 amino acids.
UUUUGGGUGCAUUGGAAUACAAUGGAAUACAUUGAUAUGUACAAAUUCAUAACCGGUGGGCAGGGGAUGCUUACUCCUCUUAGGCACUUAAUCCUACCCGUGGUGUGUCCAACUCUCCAUUUUAUAUUGCUUAUAAGAGUUAUGAGAUUAAUCACCGUUCGUUAACUUCGCCUUUCAUAAUGCACUUAAAGCCGUGUGUUUGAGCUUAUAGAUGAUAUCAUAAUUCGAGUUGUGAAAUAGACGAGGAAAUAUGAGUUGAAUACAUAUUCGAUUUAUGACUUUUUUCACAUACCAAACAAAAUUAUGAUUUCAUUAUCCAAGUUCACUGCAUCCACCGAGUCCCUCUUCUCAGAAGAAGUUUGGUUCAAACUUUCAAUGACUAUUUAAACCGUAUUUAAUCACGCAGUACUCUGAUUUUAUGAUGUAUUGGUAUCUUUGUUUUCGUAGCGCAACUAUGUAUGGUAUGGUGGAGGUUUACAUUUCGAUUGGUAAAAAGUACCACACUGACGAAACAUCUGAUCUACUAUUACUUCUAUAUUGACGUAUACUAUUCCUGAUGUAAAUUAAUCUUCUCUAACUACCGUUGCGUCAAUCUCAACACUUUCGGAGACCCUUUUUGUUUUUCCAUUAUUCUACGACAAUGUAAGGAAUUCCGAGAAAUAAAUUCACAUGCAAAUGCACAAUUAUACUAAUUGCGUAGCUGCUAUCCGUAUCUACCUUAAAUAUGUACGCGCUGUUAAAAUGAAGAAAAUAAUAUUGCCGUUAUACAGCCAAUAACAAGUAUUGCUCCGUGUAAGAAUUUCUGAUUCCGAUAUGGUCAUGCCAAUUUGUAAUCUAGUUCGUCGGAUUCGCCGCUUCUAUUUGUAAUAAAUCCAAAUUAUAAUAUUAUCUAAAAAUAAUAUCCGCCCGCGUGUUAAAAAAUAUCCAUAAAAUAUUUUCGACUUUUUACAACAAGCGCACAAAUGACCUUGAUGCAUGUGCUGACAAAUAACAGAAGCGCGGGCUCUCGAGAAAUUUCCUAACAGUGCAAUACGGUUAAAUUAUUCAGGAUGUCUAUCUUUGAUAUGUACGAUACUUCAUAACACUGGAUUGGAAGUUCUUCAUUAUGCUGUAAUCGAACUGGAAGCCGAUGAAACGUUUGAAGUGCUAUUCGAUGCUACUAUUUAGAGAACAUCGACAGGGUACGAUUGAUUGAUUGAUUAUAUAUUGUAUAAAGUCUCUCUUGAGAAUAUUUCACUCACAUGAAGAUGUUAUCAUUGCUGGUGAAGGGCUGCAAAAUUUAGGCCUAUGCUCAGCGCUUAUGGCAGGGGGGAUCUUUAUCGGUCCACACCUGUUGUGACACGGAUCUGAGUUUUUGCAGUCCUGUCUGAAGGACCGCCCCAUUUUUUCGCCUCUUACGACAAGCAAGGGGUACUGAGGACUACUUUAAACCGGACCGAGAGUUAGCGACAAAUUCACAAAAGGUUUGGUGAUGUUCUAUCAAAAUGCAAGAAAAUGUUCAAAGUGAUGCAAUGGAGAUUUAAAAUCUGGACAUUUCCCUAGCAAUAUGCAUAUCUCUGAAUCGAAAGUUUGUAGAAAUGUUAAAUAAAAUUCAUCAGUUAGUGUUGCAAAGUACAUGUAUUAGGUACAAAGAAAAUAAGUCUUUGAAACCUGAAAUACUUAUUAUUUAUUGUAAACUAUAUCAACAAAGUUGAAAAAAUAUUAAGUUUAUGUGGAGUAAACAAAUGAUAUCUGAUGAUUUUAAAUCUUUAUUUUUAAGCGCCCCCUUUUCAAAAUCACACUGAAUUCAAUUAAAAAUAUUUUUAUUUCUUGUAUUCGCUCGCAUCAUAAUUUUUAUCUCCAAAAUUAAAAAUAAUAUUUGUAAAAUAAUUUCGCCCUCUCGCCUCACCUUUUUUGUUUGAAAAUCCGAAGAACUAUUUUACAAAUUGAUGUAGCCUAUGUUGAUAAUUUCUUUUUUCUCAACUUGUAUAGCUUUGUUUUACUGCUAGUUUGCUUAUCUUUAAAAUUCAUUUUCUUUUUAGAUGCCUUUCUUUUAUGUAAAUAUCAUAUCGUCCUGAAAAAGAGACCGACCGUUCCUAAAAUUUGAUUGAUUGAUUUAUUGAUUGAUUGUUUCCGCCACACUCAACAAUUUUUCAGUUAUAUGGUGGCGCCCAGUUUUUAUUGGUGGAAGAGAGAACCCAGAUACAAUGUACCUGGGAAGAGACCACCGAUAUUCCGAAAGUAAACUGGGAAACUUUCUCACUUACCGGCGCGAGCGGGAUUCGAACCCGCGCCGACAGAAGUGAUAAGCCGUGUGAUUUUGAGCGCGAAGCUCUAACCACUCGGCCACGGAGGCAUUGUUAGUGCCAUUGGUCAUAUUUAUUGAAGUCUUGGUGGAGAAAACAUUUUCCCGAUUGUCGAAAUGUCACAGUGAUACCCACCGUGUCCCUCUGUAUGUUAUUUGUGAUACACACGGAAACUUAUGAAAACCUGACAUUCAGAAAACCAGCAUGGUAGCAACAUGAAUGGCCUGAAGAACCUUUCACUGUUCGUUAUCUUCACCUUGCAUGUGAACUGGUGCACAGCGAAGGUUGUGGACGGAAAAUAUACUGACCGUUCAGAAUCAGGAAACCAAUGUGCUAUAUCAGAUCCAGGUCAAAUAACAGCGACGUGGAGAGUGGACAUGGAGAGUGUGAUCAGCAUCAGUCAUAUUGACAUCUACUAUAGGACGGAUAAUCUUCCGAGUCCUUGGCGGUACUUCAGUCGAUUUGCUGGAUUCUUCUUUUACGUUUCCACCACCACGUCAAAGGAUGAAGUCCAUCUUUGUUUCCAUGAAAUACAGAAUGUGAACGGUAUACCAGUAGAGAACCAGACACUAAGAUGUUCUGUUCACGGACGAUAUGUGAUAUACUACAACGAACGGAGACCGGAUGUCACCCAUCCUAGCUAUUACUGGCAUGAAGCAUACAAUGAACUGUGUGAAGUGGAAGUUUAUGGAUGCCCUGACCCGAAAUAUUAUGGAGAUAAUUGUGAUCAACCGUGUUUUGACAAAUGUCAAGGGAAAGCAUGUGACGUCAGUAUGGGAUACUGCCUGGACUGUAUACCGGGAUAUCAAGGUCUCCGCUGUAGUCAGGAAUUUUCUCCAUGGCCCAGCAGCUGACGACAGCUUCCCCAACAAUGUUUGACAGCAUCAAGGGAUCAUCACUGUCCACAUCGAAAACACCAACCUUAAACGAUAUUGAAG